AUGGAAACCGCGCAGCAGACACCCACCCCCGGUUCGCUAAGCUGGAGACUCAGCAGCCAUCCUAUCACAUUGAUUACCUUCCUCUUCUUUAGAAUAUCGUCCCUACUAGUCUACCUCCUCGGCCUUCGUCUCCUGACCUCCAACUUCGUCCUCAUAUUCAUCAUCACCAUCCUCCUCCUCGCCAUCGACUUUUAUUACCUCAAGAACAUUGCUGGGCGCCGCCUGGUCGGGCUACGCUGGUGGAACGAAGUCGACGCCAACACUGGAGACGGGCGAUGGGUGUUUGAGAGCGCAGAUCCAGAGACAAGGGAGAUUAAUGCGACGGACAAGAGGUUCUUUUGGCUGGCACUUUAUGCGCAACCGGUAUUGUGGGUGGUGCUCGCAGUUGUCGCGUUGGUGAGCUUGGAAUUCAUUUGGCUGACAUUAGUUGAGAAGCGGACAAGAGAAAAGGUCAUGGGAUUGAUUUCAUCGAGACUAGGGUCUGGUGGGAAAUGGGAGCUAAGAGUCCAUGCAGUCAUCGCCCUCGUCCUCACCAUCACGAAUACGCUCGCCUUCUCGAGAUGCGAUAAGUUUAGCCAAGCAACCGGCUUUGCGUCGAACGCUAUGUACGGAUCUGGGCUUGCCAGGAACCUUGCAGGUGGCAUGAUUGGCAGCUGGUUCAGACGAUAA
Molecule: messenger RNA, 669 nt
Organism: Cucurbitaria berberidis CBS 394.84
Lineage: Eukaryota; Fungi; Ascomycota; Dothideomycetes; Pleosporales; Cucurbitariaceae
Product: golgi apparatus membrane protein-like protein tvp23
Exons: 3
Coding region: 1-669 (222 amino acids)
Biological process (GO): protein secretion; vesicle-mediated transport
Cellular component (GO): Golgi membrane
Source: RefSeq, a predicted model, not a curated record